AAGCCAAGUCGAAAGCCAAAGCGUUGGCCAGAAAUCAGUACAGCCAAAGACUGCAAGGCGCUAAGACGGCCAGCAACAACUACAACAAGAAGAAGAGCAGCAACAACUACUCAAGAGAUUCUCAGCCAAGGCAGCAACUAAUUGAAACUACAGGGCAAGAUGUGCGACUGUGGCUGCUACUCGUACUGCUUGCAUGACACCUCCUGCUACUCGCACAGUCACUACCAUUCGCAUUCGCAUUCGCAUCACUGCUGCGCUGGCUACAAGUAUCUGAAGUGCCUAUGUCGCUACUAUAGACACACCCAUUGCACCUGCUCCUGUUGGCGUCGCAAAUGUUAUCUGCUCUAAGCGCCCAGGCUGGCAGAUUGAUCGACAUCAUCAUGGAGACGACAGAAGCAGCAGCAGCACCAAAGAAAUCACAAAGCAAAUAAUGCAAAUCAGCAAACUAUACGAUAAAGUCCUUUAAGUAGUUGCAUAACACUUGGCUGCAUCGAUGCCACCAACAGCAACAGCAACAGCAACAACAACAGCAGCAGCAGCAGAAAGUGAGAGUCGCGAGUGUCCUAGAAUCGAAGGUAAUAGAGCGAGAGAGAGAGAGAGCGAGAGUGAGCAGCGUGUGUGUAGUGUGGAAGCAACUAGCGUGCAUACGGGUCGUAUGUGCAACGUUUUAAGUUGUCAGUGUGUAUGUGUGUGUGCAUGUGUCUCUGUCUCUGUGUGUGUUAGUUUGUUUGCUAUGCGCUGCGGCCAUUUUGUUAUAUGAAACUGCAUUUGGCAUUUCGAUAAAUCGAUAAUUCACCAUGUGAACAUUUUAGUGCAUUUCUCAACACUUAAACCAAAAACACUUUUAAAAACACACACACACAAAUUAUGCACUACAAAGUGACUAAGUUAUACCGUUGUCCAUAAAUGUUAGUUAUAGUCUCUAUUUAACAGUUAUCGUUAUCGAUAACGUUCCGUUGAUAAUUUGUCAUAUUUGUAACGAACAACUCGAAAGCGUCAUUAAUAAAGUUUUAUUCCAACACUAGCGCAACACUUCUCCAUAUUUA
Drosophila busckii is the source of this 1046-nucleotide messenger RNA. RefSeq lists its product as uncharacterized. NCBI's taxonomy places the organism in Eukaryota, Metazoa, Arthropoda, Insecta, Diptera, Drosophilidae. The transcript has a single exon. Bases 160 to 348 code for a protein of 62 amino acids. The record is from RefSeq and is a predicted model, not a curated record.